Molecule: messenger RNA, 2602 nt
Organism: Nematolebias whitei (Rio pearlfish)
Lineage: Eukaryota; Metazoa; Chordata; Actinopteri; Cyprinodontiformes; Rivulidae
Product: Na(+)/H(+) exchange regulatory cofactor NHE-RF2
Exons: 6
Coding region: 369-1517 (382 amino acids)
Biological process (GO): protein localization to plasma membrane
Cellular component (GO): apical plasma membrane
Molecular function (GO): protein-membrane adaptor activity; signaling receptor binding
Source: RefSeq, a predicted model, not a curated record
AUGUUCUCUCCCCGGACUGUGGUUAUGGAUCCACGCAGGGAGUCGUGAUCAGGGUCCUUCCGCAGGUUUGCCAGUGUUUGCAGUGACAUUCUGCUGGAGGUUCUGGAGGAUCGGGUCAGCUCUGGACCAGAAGAGAAGACACACGAUCCGUUUGGGCUGUCCGCAGGAAACUGAAACUCUGCAGCUUUUAAAACUCCUGUCGUCUUUCUGUGCUUUCGCCUUUUUUAAGUUGUUUUUGCUGUGAUGUGAGAUGUGCACGGAGCAGCCAUGAUGCACGCUGGAAGUUUAGCCCUCUCCUUCUGAACUCCCACCAGUUUUUGUGCAUUUCCCCCCACCAUUCUCCAACUUGCAGGAGGCGAUCAGAGCAAAUGGCCAACGCGCGCAAACCGCGGCUGUGCGUCAUCGCCAAACGGGAGAACGGGUAUGGGUUCCACCUGCACGGAGAGAAGGGGAAAAGUGGACAGUUCAUCCGCAAAGUGGAGCCCGCGUCCCCAGCGGAGGAGUCGGGGCUGCGCGCCGGGGACAGAGUGGUGGAGGUGAACGGAGUCAACGUGGAGAAGGAGACGCACCACCAGGUGGUGCAGCGGAUCAAGGCAGUGGACCAUGAGACGCGGUUGCUGGUGGUUGAUCAGGAGACGUACGACAGCCUGCGCAGCCUCCAUCUCACAGCCACGGAGGACAUGGCCAUUCUCGGGACGGCAGUUGCUGCACCUUCACCCCCUGCUUCCCCGUCUCCGGUGCCGUCCUCGACCCCCGCCUCCCCCACCAAGAAGCGCCAGAACGGCUCUGUGUCCAAGCAGCCCUCCACGCAGAGCAGCCAGGUGCAGAAGCCCACUAGGAGGUCACCAUCAAAGGCUGUGAAGAAGGAGGCCGUAACACCGGAGGAAGAUCCCGCUCAGCCCCAGUCCAGUCCUCAGAUCGACCCGUCUGAGCUCGUCCCGCGUCUGUGCCACCUGGUGCGGUCCAAGAUGGGCUACGGAUUCAACCUCCACAGUGACCGGUCGCGGCCCGGUCAGUACAUCCGCUCCCUAGACCAGGGAUCGCCUGCAGAAAGUGCUGGACUCCGACCCCAGGAUCGACUCAUCGAGGUGAACGGUGUGAGCAUUGAGGGUAUGAAGCAUUCGGAGGUCGUGGCCUUUAUCAAGAAAGGAGGAGACCAGACGUGGCUGUUGGUGGUGGAUCCGGACACGGACGAACACUUUAAGAAGAGUGGAGUGGUUCCUACGAUCAGCCACGUCAAAGAUUAUGAUGGUCCGCCCAUAUCCAACGGCACUCAGGUCAACGGGAACUCCACCACUCAGUCCAUCAGGUCCACUCAGUCUGACCUCAGCAGCCAGGGCAACAGCACGCAGCUGGCUGAUGACGAGGGCAGCCAGCUCUUAGACCCGUUUGCUGAGAUAGGCCUGAGUCUGAGCGCCACAGCGGCAGAGGAGAAGUUGAAAGUCCACUCCAAAGAAAAGAAGAAGGCGCCGCAGAUGGACUGGAUGAAGAAAUACGAGCUCUUCAGUAAUUUCUAGGACAUUCCUCUCCAGAAACACUUCGAGAGACCAAAGGCCGGCGCUCCUUCUGAGCGGACAAGAAUUACGGAUGAAUCCUGGUGUUAAACGUGGCGAGAACAUAAAAAUUCUCCAAAAGGAUUUUAAUCCCAUUUCAGACCUCCUUUAAGAGCUUCUCCUCUGUCCACACAAACAAAGAGCUGAAUGCAAAAAACUGUUGAAUUCGCAGAUAAGGGUAUUUACCAAAAGACUGAUAUCAGCUCUACAUUAAUGAUCUGAUAAUUCUUACUCAGAAAGACUCAUCAUAGCAACUAUUUUUUAUAUUUAAAAUGUAUAAACAAAUUAAAUAAUUAGUAUCCCAUCAUCAUGGACUGCCUACAGGAAAGUCUACUAUUGUGGAUUUAAUGUUUGUGGAUAUUGAGGGGUAUUUUUAUUUUCCGUAUCCAUCUGAGGACAACAGAAGCUGUCAGAAGAUCACUGUGAACGAGUUGAGGCUCUCCACGUCCAUCCCGUGCAGUUACUUUAUUUGAUAAGUGUGUUUUACAUGCAUUUGUACUCAAAUUAAUCAAAUCGUCAACGUUCAAGAUCUGAUCCACUGUGGCUCAAUCCUGUUUGGAUUUUAACAGCUUCCAGUGCUACAGUCUUAAUAUCUCUGAUCAAAUCUUUACAGAAGGAGGUUGAGCACAGAAAUGCACAACAGAAGGUGUGAACGCUAAUGAUCAGAGUGGAAAAGGGACAAAAAAACACCAGAAGGAAUGAGGUAUAGUAUAAAAGCACAUGGAGAUGAGGGAGGAGUUGGAAGGCUUGAGGUGUUCAGCAAAAAUAAUGGCCUUUUAACUGAUUAACAAAUUAGAUAUUCAUGUGGGACUGAGCUUGAACGUUAAAUUCCAAGAUGUGUUAUAAAGACAUUUGUGACACCCUGAAGCAAAGUUUCUGCGGAAAGAUUAUAAACAGCUAAGCUAACGGCUAGUCCAAACACAUCCAAGAAGAAAAGGGACCGAUAUCUCCAAGAUGCAUCUGCAGUUUAUGCAAAUUUUGUCGGCCUUUAUGCAGUUUCACAUUACGUGGUUAGUUACAACGAACUAUAUAAGCGAGGACAAACAUCA